GGGACACGUCAAUAGGAUAUUUCACUUCAACAAAUCGCUCGCAGUAACAAAUGUGAUGAAACCCUGUACAUUUCCGUAAUAUUGUGUUUAUCAAAUAAUUUUGUUUUUAAAAUUGUGUUCAACGAAGUCUUUGCAAAAUGAAGUUGCUGUCAAGUUUAUUGUUUGUGCUGAUGAUACUCCACUGUUCCUAUGCACCACCUGUGACUCCAGAUAAGUCCAACGAGCAGGACAGCGAAGUCAAGGAUGACCUGGAGGAAUACAUGGAAUACCACAGGUACCUAAAGGAAGUUGUCCAAGCUCUGGAGAGUGAUCCUGACUUCAGGGAGCGAUUGGAAAAGGCUAACGAAGACGAUGUUCGGUCUGGAAAGAUAGCUGAACAGCUGGACUUUGUUAAUCACAAUGUAAGGACAAAAUUGGACGAAAUCAAACGACGCGAGUUGGACAGACUACGUCAUUUGGCUACUAAGCAAUUCGAAUUGACGAAUAAUUUAGAACAACACCCAGGACAGGUCGCUACAAACGAACAUUUAGAUCAUAAUAACCCACACACAUUUGAGAUUGAGGAUUUGAAAAAACUUAUUAAGAAGACUACUGCUGACUUAGAAGCUGCUGACAAAAAACGGAAAGAAGAAUUUAAGGAAUAUGAAAUGCAAAAGAAGUUUGAGGAACACCAGAAAGUAGAGGGCAUGGAGGAGGCUCAGAAGAAGGAGUACUUGGAGAAAGCUAAGCAAGAGGAAGAGGCCAUCAAACACCACAAGCCGCUACAUCACCCCGUGACAAAGGAUCACUUGUUAGAGAUAUGGAAAAACGCUGACAAAAUGGAUUCGAAAGAUUUCAAUGAAAAGGUGUUUUUCAUGAUGCAUGAUGUUGAUGGCAAUGGCGUUUGGGACGCUGACGAGGUGAAGGCUCUGUUCAUCAAGGAGCUAGACAAGUUGUAUGGCCCCGGAGGACCGAACAAGGACUUGCAUGAGAGGGCUGAGGAAAUGGAGAGGAUGCGCGAACACGUCUUCAAAGAAAACGACAAGAACCGUGACGGUUUGAUCGACUUCAACGAGUUUAUGACUGAGACGCAGAAGGCUGAGUUCAACCAGGACGAAGGGUGGAAGACUCUGGAGGAGAAUCAAGUUUACACUCAGGCCGAGUACGAAGAGUACGAGAGGAGGAGGAUGGAUGAAAUGAGGUACCUGCAGCAGCGUGGCUUGGUUGAUGCCCAUGGCCAACCGAUCCCCGGCGCUCAGCAUCAGAUUCACCAGGCGCUCCAACAAUACCGGGCUUACCAACACCAACAGGCUUACCAACAACAAGUAGCACACCAGCAACAGUUCCAAGGCCAACAGCAGUACUACCCGCCCGGACCUCAAGGUCAAAUGCCUCCAGGACAGGUGCCUCCCUACCAACAACAUCCCUCGCAAUACCAACAAGGACAACCGCAGUACCAACAAGGACAGGGACAAUACCAACAACCACCUCAAGGCCAAUACCAACAAGUACCUCAGGGCCAAUAUCAACAAGCCCCCCAGGGACAGUACCAACAGCCACCCCAAGGACAAUACCAACAGCCACCCCAAGGACAAUACCAACAACCACCACAGGGCCAGUACCAACAACCACCUCCAGCUCAAUACCAAGGCCAGCAGCCGCAGGGACAACAAGCUCCCGUAGCACAAGGACAAGCGCCGCCACAGGCUAACGUGAAUCAAGCUCAAGCGCCGUCUGCUCAACCUGUUCAGACUCAAGGACAGGCGCAGCCCAGCCAAGGCCAGGCCCAGCAGGUGCCCGUGCAAGCUCAACCUCCGGUCCCUGCACAGGCCACCCACCAAGUUCCCCAACAAGUACCCCCGCAAGGACAAGCCCCACCAGUACCAGCACAAAACGUAGGAGCUAAUCAUUAGAUAAUAAUAUAAUGCGUACAUGUUAUUAAUGUGAUUUUUUUUAUCUCAAUUGAGA
Messenger RNA from Spodoptera litura, 1947 nucleotides. It is a transcript of the gene NUCB1, whose product is annotated as Nucleobindin 1. The record is from RefSeq and is a predicted model, not a curated record. Gene Ontology annotation, cellular component: extracellular exosome; endoplasmic reticulum-Golgi intermediate compartment. Lineage: Eukaryota; Metazoa; Arthropoda; Insecta; Lepidoptera; Noctuidae. Gene Ontology annotation, molecular function: calcium ion binding.